GACAACGCGAGCUGGUACUCAUGUGGUAUCACGAGAGUGUGACAAACGACUUACACACGACUUACGAGUAAGGCGCGCGAGACUUGGGAGAGUUCAUCUGCUACCUUUGGGAUUAGCUCCAUAAAUCAGGAGCAAAUAACAUUUUUUUAUUAUUAUUUUUAAAUCAAUAGUGUGUCAAUUUAUUGACAAUGUCUAAUCGUGACAGUAAAUCCAGAUUGUAUAAAAUGAUAUAUGGACAUGGGGAUAUGUGGGACACAUUUCUUAGUGGUAUGGCUGAGUUAGUUGGUACAGCAAUGCUAGUAUUUCUUGGAUGCGGUGGAUGUAUUGGGAGUUUGGGAGUUGUCCCGUCACAUUUGCAAAUAACUUUGACUUUUGGUUUGGCAGUUAUGAUUGUUAUUCAGUGUUUCGGUCAUAUAAGUCAUGCCCACGUGAAUCCCGCAAUGACGGUUGGAUCUGUGGUAUUGGGAAUGAAAUCAAUAUCCGAAGCUACUGUGUACAUUGUGGCACAGAAUCUCGGUGGUAUUUUGGGUUACGGACUACUCAAGCUCAGCACACCAACUGGUUUAUUGUCAUCCGGUGAUCCAGAAGCUGCUUCGACGUUUUGCGUGACGAUGGUAAACCCAAAAGUUUCAGGUGCACAAGGUUUUAUGGUAGAAAUGAUGGCAACGAUGACAUUGAUGUUGAUAGCAUGUGCAGUUUGGGACAGACGCAAUGCAUCCAAUACAGACUCAACUGCAAUAAGAUUCGGUCUAGGCGUAACUUGUCUCGCUACUAUUUUCGGACCAUACACUGGCUGCAGUAUGAAUCCAGCACGAUCUUUUGCUCCAGCCAUUUGGAAUAAUUCAUGGUCGGGACAUUGGAUUUAUUGGUUUGGACCCAUUUCCGGUGCUGCGAUAGCUGCUUCUCUUUAUCGUCUGGUUUUCGGUAUCAAAGCUGAUAGCCAAGACAUACUAACAUCCAUUCCCGAGAGUAUUCAUCUGAAUUCUACUGAUCCAGACAAAUUUGAGAGGGCUUGAUGCAAUUUUGAGAAUUUGAAACUAAGGUUUUAAAGUUCUCUGUAGUUUCGUGCAAGCAUCUCAAGCACGUAAAACAGAGUAAACAUGAUCAAAGAAGUAAAGCGAAAGUACACAACAAUAUCUCGAAAGUUUAGUCUUCCACGCAUCUUCUCUCUCAUCUGAGUAUAAGACAUUAUGCAAAGGAGAUUAUAAACGGUUGAAUCAAUAAAUACUCUGAUAAGUUUAGUGAACUAUAUAUUAUAUUAAUAAUAAUAAUAAUUUUAAUAAUAUUAACUUAUCAUUAUAUGUGUCAUUUGUCUCUUACUGUAAAAAAUUUGCGGAGUGAACGCGGAUUAAAUCCGGAGUGAAUGCGGAGCAGAUGACUGUUUAUUUAUUUACUCCGCAUGGGAGUUUAUUUUAAUAUUAAAACUUCGAAUCAGAGUCAAUGCGGAUUUAAAUAAAAUUCAGACUACUCCGAAAUCAUUUCGCCGAAAAGAUAAACUCCGUAUGCGAGGAUUAUUUUUUUAAACUCUAAGUAACGGAGUGACUUCGGAUUUAAAUAAAAUCCGUAAUCACUCCGAAUUCACUCCCGAUUUUUUAUAGUGUAUUUAAGUUUUACUACAACUUAUAUUUAAUUUAUGAAUAAAUCCUGAUUUAUUUUAUGUAAGUUAAUAAA
This is a messenger RNA of Microplitis mediator, 1671 nucleotides long. RefSeq names its product aquaporin AQPcic-like. Gene Ontology annotation, biological process: transmembrane transport. The transcript is spliced from 5 exons. The record is from RefSeq and is a predicted model, not a curated record. Gene Ontology annotation, cellular component: plasma membrane. Gene Ontology annotation, molecular function: water channel activity. NCBI's taxonomy places the organism in Eukaryota, Metazoa, Arthropoda, Insecta, Hymenoptera, Braconidae. The coding region runs from base 189 to 1016 and encodes 275 amino acids.